Messenger RNA from Centrocercus urophasianus (Greater sage-grouse), 764 nucleotides. Its product is annotated as WAP four-disulfide core domain protein 8-like. The coding region runs from base 33 to 764 and encodes 243 amino acids. The transcript is spliced from 5 exons. Gene Ontology annotation, molecular function: serine-type endopeptidase inhibitor activity. NCBI's taxonomy places the organism in Eukaryota, Metazoa, Chordata, Aves, Galliformes, Phasianidae. The record is from RefSeq and is a predicted model, not a curated record. Gene Ontology annotation, cellular component: extracellular region.
GCUGGGCGACUUCGAGGCACGCAUCGGGGGAGAUGGCACGGACAGACCGUCCCUCCAUGCGACCGGGGGAGCCUGGUAAGUGCCAAGAGACCAGCAUGACCACCACGAGCCCCCGUAACACCGUCUGCUCCUCCAAGUGCGUGGGGAGCACAGGAUGCAGACAAGAGUGCCAGCAAGUGAAUGAAGAUUUCCAACCACGGAUUGACCCCGACCCAAUGACCAACUGUGUGAACAAAUGCAGAGAUGACGGCAACUGCAGGGGCAGCAGGAAGUGCUGCCGCAUCAGGUGCCGGUUCCGCUGCCCGCAGCCAGUACCAGCCGGACCGGACACCUCCCCCAAGAAGAAGGCGCCGCACACCAUCGGCUGCCGCAACAGCACCUGCAGCGGUGACACCGAGUGCCCCAACCACCCGCCGUGCUGCCCACCCCUGCGCAGGAGCUCCAGGCUCAGCGUCUCUCUGUCUCUGCUGGGCUUGGGCUGCCGCUGGUGCUCUGACCCCAGGGAGCUGUGCCACCUGGCCCCGGAGCGCGGCCCGUGCAGGAGGCGCAUCUAUCGCUACGCCUACAUCCCUGCCUUGAGGUCGUGCCGCGUGUUUGUGUACAGCGGCUGCGGGGGGAAUGCCAACAACUUCCGUACGGCGGAGGAGUGCCGGCAGGUCUGCGAGUACGGUGUUGGGGCAGCGCUUUGCGACGAGGCGGCGGUUUGCGACUCGCUUUCCGGCAGCGCUCGCUACGCCUCGCUUUCCGGCAGAGUGGCGCCCUAG